AUGACCAACCCAUCCCUACCCCCCACCCCGCUCACCUCCCACACCAAUGACCACCAAGCCCACCUCCACUACCUCCGUGCCUGUCUCUCCCUAGCCCAGCAGUCCCCACCAAAACCCACAAACUUCCGCGUCGGCGCCAUUCUCCUCUCACGAACACCCCUCUCCCCAGAUAGCCCACGAACGUACAACGACACAAUCCUCUCAACCGGCUACACCCUGGAGCUACCAGGAAACACCCACGCCGAACAAUGCGCCCUGGCAAAAUAUGCCGCAAGACACGGCGUGACUGAUGAGCGGAUCGGCGAGGUUUUGCCACCGCCUCCUUCCCCUCCUCUUCCUCCGCAAAGCUCAGGGCCAGGGAUAUACAAAGCCCCAGAAGGCGAGCAGAAGAAUAUCAUUCUUUACGUCACCAUGGAGCCGUGCGGGAAGCGAUUAUCGGGGAACAUGCCCCAGGAGAAUCACCAUGCCGCGUCCGUCGGUCUUGAAGCUUCCCAGGGCUCCGCUGCAGGUGGCGCGAGGAGAAAGUCUGGCAUUGGCAAAGUGUAUUUUGGCGUUAAGGAGCCGGGGACUUUUGUGGGGCAGUCGGUGGGUUGUAAGAUGUUAUAUGAGGCAGGGGUGGAGUGGGAGGUUGUGGAGGGGAUGGAGGAGGAGAUUUUGAAGGUGGCGAUGGCGGGGCAUGAGGAGACGGGAGAAGAAAAGGGGGUGGGAGAUGAGGAGCGUGGGACGAAUGUUGAUGAUAUUUCGGAGGAAGAAAAGAGGAGGCAGGCUGCGUUGCCGCGGAAUCCGAAGAAGAGGAUAAUGGAGGCUGAUAUUUAG
Molecule: messenger RNA, 816 nt
Organism: Histoplasma mississippiense
Lineage: Eukaryota; Fungi; Ascomycota; Eurotiomycetes; Onygenales; Ajellomycetaceae
Exons: 2
Coding region: 1-816 (271 amino acids)
Molecular function (GO): catalytic activity
Source: RefSeq, a predicted model, not a curated record